Molecule: messenger RNA, 5144 nt
Organism: Salvelinus fontinalis (brook trout)
Lineage: Eukaryota; Metazoa; Chordata; Actinopteri; Salmoniformes; Salmonidae
Product: phosphatidylserine lipase ABHD16A-like
Exons: 19
Coding region: 318-1916 (532 amino acids)
Biological process (GO): monoacylglycerol catabolic process; phosphatidylserine catabolic process
Cellular component (GO): endomembrane system
Molecular function (GO): glycerophospholipase activity; monoacylglycerol lipase activity
Source: RefSeq, a predicted model, not a curated record
GAAGCACUGCAAGGACUACUGUCGCCAGAAAAUAUGCCACCCUCACAGGAUCGUUCUGAGCCUGUGUUAAGUACCUGAUUAGAACAGAAAACCAUGCUGAUUUAGUUUAAUUAAAAGUGUGUUAUUGAUCGUUUGUAUGGAUUUAUUUUUACCCCGCAUUAUUCCCUUUCUUGGAUAUUUAUUAUCUACCUGUACAGUAGGUGGCGGAAUGCACAUAUAAUUGUUGGGAACGCUAAUAUACUGAAGAAGAAAACGCUUGGACUUUGUAUGUCUGGAAUUUACGUCCUGUGUCGGCUUACGUAGCUACCAGAGGAAGAAUGGCCGGCUGGAUGUGGUUUCGCUGCUUUUUGGGGCCUCAUCUCCAGAGAGUGCACCGUUCACAGGGAUGGACUUAUCAACCCAAGAGCCUGGAGAAACACACUGACAGCAUCCUCGGAUGGGCGUCAGCUUUGUGGUCUCUGUCAUACUACAGCUCUCCUCUCCUCCUCUGCUACCUUUACAGAAAAGGGUACAUCUGCAGCAGUAAGCUGGUCCCAGUCAGUCAGUAUGUGGGAACAGUAAUGGUUUGUCUGCUGGGAGUCGCCUGUCUGAGAGGUUGGGGACGGUGGAGGAACUCGGAGUAUCAACAGUUCAUCUCCAUUCUGGAGGAAACCAGGAAGAACCACACGCCUAGCAACAAGAAAAAAUUGGCCUGCUAUGAUUUUGACUUCUCUCACUGGCCGGCAGACUUCAGCUGGGAAGAAGUUAGCAAUCCGAAGCUGCUGUCCAAGACAGGAGUGUCUCUACUGAAGCCAGAGCCCAAACUGAGAGGGGCAGCAGACAACGUGCUCAACUCUUUACGCACUCUACCAUGCCACAUCGUCAGUUUUCUGAUUGCCCACUCAUUUGGGAGGAGGAUGCUAUACCCUGGGUCUGUAUUCCUACUGCAAAGGGCUAUGAGACCCAUGCUACUACAGGGCCAGGCUAGACUUAUAGAAGAGUGUGAGGGCCAGAGGAACAAGCUGGUGGCGUGUGAUGGGAAUGAGAUUGAUACCAUGUUUGUGGACCGCAGGAGAGACGAAAGACAGCACGGACAGACUCUGGUGAUCUGCUGUGAGGGGAACGCAGGCUUCUAUGAGGUGGGAUGUAUGAACACUCCAUUGGAAGGUGGAUACUCAGUGCUUGGCUGGAACCACCCUGGCUUUGCAGGAAGCACGGGCGUACCGUUCCCCCAGAAUGAGGCCAAUGCCAUGGAUGUAGUGAUCCAGUUUGCAGUGCACAAGCUGGGCUUCCAGCUCAGUGACAUAGUGGUGUAUGCCUGGUCCAUAGGGGGAUUCACAGCCAGUUGGGCGGUGAUGUCCUAUCCAGAGAUCCAAGCACUGGUGUUGGACGCAUCCUUUGAUGACCUGCUGCCUCUGGCCCUCAAGGUCAUGCCCGACAGCUGGAGGCCGCUGGUGACACACACAGUCAGGCAGUACAUGAACCUCAACAGCGCAGAUCAACUCUGCAAGUACCAGGGACCAGUGCUUCUAAUCAGAAGAACCAAAGAUGAGAUCAUUACCACCACGGGUCCAGAAGACAUCAUGUCCAACAGAGGAAACAACCUCCUGCUCAAACUUCUGCAGUUCAGGUACCCCAAGGUGAUGACAGACGAUGGAGUCAGGGCCAUCAGAGCAUGGCUGGCAGCCUCCAACCACGUAGAAGAGGCAGCGGUGUACAGUAGCUAUGAGGUGGAUGAUGACUGGUGUGUGUCUGUACUGCAGUCGUAUAAGACGGAGAGAGACGUUUUCUUCCCCUGGAGCGUUGGUGAGGACAUGACACUGGAGGGAAGACGGCAACUGGCUCUUUUCCUGGCACGGAAGUACAUGCGGAACUUCGACUCAACUCACUGCACUCCUCUCCCCUACUCUGAAUUCACUGCCCCUUGGAGACUGUAGAAAGAGGGUUGAAGGAUGGAUAGAAACGAGAAGCAAAGAGCCUGGCGAGACCAACCAAUCAGAGGUUUACAGCGCAUGGAUUGAAUGUGUUAUAUGUAUCUAGGGGAGCUGUUCAAGGCAGCUAGACCCAGUCGGUAUUAGAACGUUGGGACCCUGUCCACCUGUGGUUACCCCAUUGGCUCAUAGCAAAAACUUGACAUUUGUCUACUUAAUUAUAAAAUGAAAUGUAAGAAAUGUACAUGUCUAAAGAUUACUGCUCCCUAGCGUUCUCACUACUUAGAAAAACGUAAUAUUGCCUCAUGCCCCUUUUUUAUGAAGAUGCUAGCGGCCGACCGGAACAUCAAGCUGGUCAAGACCAACGUUAUACAGCUACAAGUAGUGAGUGGAGUUAAACGAACUGUACUAAACAAGUUAAGUCUUACCUGUGAGUGCUUUCCCCACACGUAGCCUGCUUUCCCACGCCACAGGGCUCUUCCUCGACAUGGGAGCAUUGCGAACAGUAGGUUGUGAUUUUUGACCUGGCUACAUGUACAUCGAACACAGCAGCUUUUUCGCAUGUUUUAUUUCUGUACAAAACAAAAAUAAACUAAGUUGGCUCUUUUACAAUGGGGUGAAUGGUAAAGAAUUUUUGUUUUCACAAUGUGGGCGUGGUCUAAGGGAAUUCCUUAUCGUCUGAGAAUAAUACCUUGACUACAUCGCGUCGCAAAAUAAAUGUAGAAAUUUAUAUUAUUAAAUUAUUGCACCCACGCGUCAACGAGCGUUUGUGUUGCCGAGAGGUAAAAUAGAAGUUACACAGGACCCAAACUGGAUGCCUGCGUGCGCCAUCGUGCAUAAAUAUAUAUAUAUACUUUUUAAGCCUGGAAGGAGGAGAGAUGACUAGAAAUGAUUCUGUUGACCGUUUUAUGUAUGGAUUAAUUGUCGAGGUAGAGGACCUUGUGCAUUUCAGGUAAAAUAACAAUUUAUGAAUUGCCAUAAACGUUUAAUGCUUUUCGACGUGUCCCCAAAUUAAUGUAAUUGGUUCAGUUUGUUUUGAUGUUUGGUGUGGGGGAACAAAAUAAAUGUGUGCACGGAUGCAGCUGGUUUGGGUUCCGUGUUGUAAUGGCUUUGUUCAUAUUUAUAAACUGGGUGGUUCCAGCCCUGAAUGCUGAUUGGCUGACAGCCGUGGUAUAUCAGACAUUUAUUUUUACUGCUCUAAUUACAUUGGUGGCCAAUAUACCACGGCUAAGGGCUGUAUCCUGGAACUCCGCAUUGCAUCGUACAAAAGAACAGCCCUUAACUGUGGUAUAUUGACCGUAUACCACACCCCCCCCGGGCCUUAUUGCUUAAAUAUACACUGCUGUCCUCAAGAAGCAUCUGGUACAAUGAGAACUAUAUACACUGCUCAAAAAAAUAAAGGGAACACUUAAACAACACAAUGUAACUCCAAGUCAAUCACACUUCUGUGAAAUCAAACUGUCCACUUAGGAAGCAACACUGAUUGACAAUAAAUUUCACAUGCUGUUGUGCAAAUGGAAUAGACAAAAGGUGGAAAUUAUAGGCAAUUUGCAAGACACCCCCCAAAACAGGAGUGAUUCUGCAGGUGGUGACCACAGACCACUUCUCAGUUCCUAUGCUUCCUGGCUGAUGUUUUGGUCACUUUUGAAUGCUGGCGGUGCUCUCACUCUAGUGGUAGCAUGAGACGGAGUCUACAACCCACACAAGUGGCUCAGGUAGUGCAGUUCAUCCAGGAUGGCACAUCAAUGCGAACUGUGGCAAAAAGGUUUGCUGUGUCUGUCAGCGUAGUGUCCAGAGCAUGCAGGCGCUACCAGGAGACAGGCCAGUACAUCAGGAGACGUGGAGGAGGCCGUAGGAGGGCAACAACCCAGCAGCAGGACCGCUACCUCCGCCUUUGUGCAAGGAGGUGCACUGCCAGAGCCUUGCAAAAUGACCUCCAGCAGGCCACAAAUGUGCAUGUGUCAGCAUAUGGUCUCACAAGGGGUCUGAGGAUCUCAUCUCGGUACCUAAUGGCAGUCAGGCUACCUCUGGCGAGCACAUGGAGGGCUGUGCGGCCCCACAAAGAAAUGCCACCCAACACCAUGACUGACCCAUCGCCAAACCGGUCAUGCUGGAGGAUGUUGCAGGCAGCAGAACGUUCUCCACGGCGUCUCCAGACUCUGUCACGUCUGUCACAUGUGCUCAUGUGCUCAGUGUGAACCUGCUUUCAUCUGUGAAGAGCACAGGGCGCCAGUGGCGAAUUUGCCAAUCUUGGUGUUCUCUGGCAAAUGCGAAACGUCCUGCACGGUGUUGGGCUGUAAGCACAACCCCCACCUGUGGACGUCGGGCCCUCAUACCACCCUCAUGGAGUCUGUUUCUGACCGUUUGAGCAGACGCAUGCACAUUUGUGGCUUGCUGGAGGUCAUUUUGCAGGGCUCUGGCAGUGCACCUCCUUGCACAAAGGCGGAGGUAGCGGUCCUGCUGCUGGGUUGUUGCCCUCCUACGGCCUCCUCCACGUCUCCUGAUGUACUGGCCUGUCUCCUGGUAGCGCCUGCAUGCUCUGGACACUACGCUGACAGACACAGCAAACCUUUUUGCCACAGUUCGCAUUGAUGUGCCAUCCUGGAUGAACUGCACUACCUGAGCCACUUGUGUGGGUUGUAGACUCCGUCUCAUGCUACCACUAGAGUGAGAGCACCGCCAGCAUUCAAAAGUGACCAAAACAUCAGCCAGGAAGCAUAGGAACUGAGAAGUGGUCUGUGGUCACCACCUGCAGAAUCACUCCUGUUUUGGGGGGUGUCUUGCAAAUUGCCUAUAAUUUCCACCUUUUGUCUAUUCCAUUUGCACAACAGCAUGUGAAAUUUAUUGUCAAUCAGUGUUGCUUCCUAAGUGGACAGUUUGAUUUCACAGAAGUGUGAUUGACUUGGAGUUACAUUGUGUUUAAGUGUUCCCUUUAUUUUUUUGAGCAGUGUAUUUAAAAUGCUUCCUUCAUGAAGUAACCAUUGAUCUCUAGGUAAUUAGAUUUUAAAAAGGCUCUAUCCUAUUGCCUUUAAUUACACUACUACAAGGAAGGAAAGAUGCAUCUUAAAUGAAUGAGGUCUUCUCUCCCUCUGGCUGCAUUUAAAAAAAACUGAAACAGUUAUUCCAAAUUGGCUUUGAUCAAAGGUCUACUUUUUGUGGACACUCAUUAUGAACAAAGCUGUAUCCUGAUAAUGCUCUUAAUGUUAAAUAAAAUGUUAACAUUUAUUUAUGAAA